UUGGCCGGCUCCUCCAUCUGAACAUAGCGGAAGUGAUCGAGGAGCGGUAUCAUAUCAUGGCUCACGCCUUUGUUUGCUUCCCGGCUUUUGCUCAGGUGAUGACUUCUUGCUCGUCUCCGUCAUGGGGCGUCGCCGCUCGCCCGCGCCGCCUUCUUCCGGGCGUCAGAUGCGCCUCCUCUGCUCCUGAGGCGGUGGCUCAUGAGGCCGACCUGUUCGACCUGAAGCGGUACAUGACCGAGAAAGCCCGGCGCGUGGACGACGCCCUCGACCGUGCGCUGCCGCUCCGACACCCGGAGCGGCUCCUCGCCGCCAUGCGCUACUCCCUCCUGGCCCCCGGAAAGCGCGUCCGCCCGGUGCUGACGCUCGCCGCCUGCGAGCUGGUCGGCGGAGAGGAAUCCACCGCCAUGCCCUUCGCCUGCGCCGUCGAGAUGCUCCACGUCAUGUCGCUCGUCCACGACGACCUUCCCUGCAUCGACAACGACGAGCUCCGGCGCGGGCGCCCCUCCAACCACGUGGUCUUCGGGGAGGGCGUCGCCGUGAUGGCGGGCGAUGCUCUGCACUGCUUCGCCUUCGCGCACGCGGCGGAGGCCACGGCGGGGGUACCGCCGAUGCAGGUCCUCCGGGCGGUGGCGGAGCUGGGAAAGGCGACGGGGGCGGAGGGGUUGCUGGCGGGGCAGGUCGUGGACAUCGAGUGCGAGGGCAAGGAGGUGGGACUGGAGGUGCUGGAGUACAUCCACCUGCACAAGACGGCGAGGCUGCUGGAGGCCGCGGUGGCGUGCGGGGGAAUCAUUGGCGGUGCGGAGGAGGAAGAGGUGGAGAGGCUGAGGAGGUACGGGCGGGCGGUGGGUCUUCUGUUCCAGGUGGUGGACGACGUGCUGGACGUGACGAGGACGUCGGAGGAGCUGGGGAAGACGGCCGGGAAGGACUUGGCGAAAGGGAAGGCGACGUACCCGAAGCUGAUGGGGUUGGAGAAGGCGCGAUUACUGGCGGAGGAGCUGGCGGCGAAGGCGGAGGAGGAACUGCAGGGGUUCGACAGGAACAGAGCGCGGCCGCUACGCCACCUCGCCCGCUACAUCGCCCACCGCCAUAACUGAAUCAUGCCAUAAUUGGUCGAUUAAAUUAUUAAAAUCUAAAAAUGAUAACUUUGUGCCUUUUUUAAAUGUCCGUUAAUAAAAUCAAUAAAUUUGUGGGUUUUUUU
Zingiber officinale is the source of this 1198-nucleotide messenger RNA. Its product is annotated as geranylgeranyl pyrophosphate synthase 7, chloroplastic-like. Gene Ontology annotation, biological process: isoprenoid biosynthetic process. The record is from RefSeq and is a predicted model, not a curated record. Lineage: Eukaryota; Viridiplantae; Streptophyta; Magnoliopsida; Zingiberales; Zingiberaceae. The coding region runs from base 57 to 1094 and encodes 345 amino acids. The transcript has a single exon. Gene Ontology annotation, molecular function: prenyltransferase activity.